AUGAUUGCAAAAGAUAUGGCAAAUCAACAGCUCUCCAGCAUCAUCACGGAGCUAGAGGCUCAACUUCUUGCCGACCCUCAGCUCCCACGACCCAAUCCCACAGAAUCAUUCUGGCAGUUACCGCCCCAUCCUACAUUAUCAAAAGUUCAAUCCAAGGCACUGCCAGCGAGCAUAGACGUCGCCAUCAUCGGCUCUGGUGUGACAGGAUGUAGUGUGGCAAAGAAUUUGCUUGAGCUGACGUCCUCGUCGUCACAACAACUCAGCAUCACGGUCUUCGAGGCUCGGACACUGACAAGUGGUGCCACUGGUCGUAAUGGCGGCUUGCUGUCGACGUUUGUCCCUGGAGACUACAAGACCCUCAGCGACCACUUUGGACAUGAACAGGCCGUUAAGAUCGCACGGUAUGCCAACAGGACGCUUGACAAAAUGUAUGAGCUGGGAAACUCGUCGGAAGAGGCCAAGAAAGCCAGUGAAGUGAGGAAGCUCUUGGAUGUAAUUGGUUUCCAGGACGAGGAGUCGUUUCGUGGGUUCAUUGAGUCUUGCAAGCUCUAUGAAGAACACGUCCCUGAGGAUCACGACAAACAUAGAAUCUUGAGCGCGGCGGAGGUGGAGUCGGAGUACAACAUGCGGGCCGCCGCUGGCGCCGUCGUUUGUCCUAAUGGCGCUUUCUGGCCUUAUCGGCUGAUAACUCAUACUUGGGAGCGGCUACACAAUUUGUACAGUUCGCGAUUCUCCAUCGAAACACAGACACCAGUGACCGAGAUCCUGUACGAUGAUAGCACAAAUCAUACACAUCCUUAUAUCCUUCACACUUCACGAGGUAUUGUUCGAGCUUCACGCGUUGUCCACGCCACCAAUGGAUACACCGGACACCUCCUGCCUCAACUUCGAGGAAAGAUCUAUCCUCUUCGUGGCACGAUGUCUACACAGAAGUCCACACCAGCUUUUGGCCACCACGGUCGAGAGCUAUCGUGGAGUAUGAUCAACAGUGGCCACUUCGACAACGCAACCGGCGUUGUAGAAGCAGGACUGUACUACUCGAAUCAAAAUCCCCACACGAAUGACAUAUUCAUUGGAGGCGAGAAAGCAAAGAUCAACGAGCUGUUCGUCAGCGACGAUUCAGAAGUGGGUGCGCCGUGUGUGGAAAACAUUUCGGGGGUUUUACCUCGAUUCUUUACCAAAGGCUGGGACGAUGGUGCGCAGCCGGAGGUGAUCAAAGUGUGGUCGGGCAUAAUGGGGUUCACUGGAGAUCAUCUUCCAUUGAUUGGAAAGUUGUCCCACAGCAUUACAGGUCGGGGCGAGGAGGAGAACGGCAGUGGUGAGUAUAUCGCGGCGGGCUUCAAUGGCUACGGGAUGCCUCUGUGUUGGUCAUCUGGUGAAGCUGUCGCUAAGAUGAUCCUCGAUAUCGACGUCAGUGACUUUCUGCCCGAGGUCUUUCUGGUGGAUGAGGAGAGGUUGCAAAACCCUGAGCGGAUGUCUACCAGGUCAGCUUUGGGAUCAAUCUUGGGUGGGAGUAAAUAA
Exophiala bonariae is the source of this 1521-nucleotide messenger RNA. RefSeq lists its product as uncharacterized. The transcript has 2 exons. Gene Ontology annotation, cellular component: cytoplasm. Gene Ontology annotation, molecular function: oxidoreductase activity. Lineage: Eukaryota; Fungi; Ascomycota; Eurotiomycetes; Chaetothyriales; Herpotrichiellaceae. The record is from RefSeq and is a predicted model, not a curated record. Bases 1 to 1521 code for a protein of 506 amino acids.